Molecule: messenger RNA, 23717 nt
Organism: Coregonus sp. 'balchen'
Lineage: Eukaryota; Metazoa; Chordata; Actinopteri; Salmoniformes; Salmonidae
Source: the annotation of a GenBank genome assembly
GCAUCCCCAGCCCUGGUCCCACCAGUCAGUCCUCACCAUGCUCUCCCAGCACCAGGACUGAUCUUCAGGGGGAACUAACCUAACGUUCAUGUCUUUAGCUCCUUCUGCUCCUUUACCUCACCCACUGCUGUCUGUCUGUCUGUCUGUCUAUCUGUCUGUCUGCUCUUAAAGCCCUGCGUCACCCCUCGCUCCUAGACGGGAGUAGAACAUGGAGCACCACUGUGCUCUCUUGACAAGGUAAGAGCUUUUUGAAUGAUACAUGUAUUAUUAACGUAGUUAUUUAUAUGUUGAAGUGGUAAUAUCUGGGUGGAUUGGCAUAUUUGUGUGUUCCACUUGACUCUGACCUUGGUGUGGGGAAAUCGUGAGGUAAGAGUUUAGUCAGGCUUACUGUUGUCUUAACAUAAUAUAUUUUUAAUUGAUUCAUUCAUUCUAGUCUGAGGACUUGCUAAUUAGGAAAUUAUGAACAGUAUGACAUUCUCUCAGUAGCAGUGUUUCCCAAACAUUUCCUCUUGUAUCCUCAGCCAUUCCACUUAUCUGAUGCAUUCCAGAGCCAGAUUACGCCAUUCAAAUACUGUAAUGAGAGGCUUGGUUAUUAGUUGACCAGUUGAAUCAGGUGUGCUACAACUGGAAUACAUCAAAUAACUGGAAUGGCUGAGGGUACUACAGGAGAGAUUUGGGAAACAGUGCUCGGUGGGAAUCUACUCAUUUCAUCACUGAUACAUUUAGUGAGAUAUUUCAUCUGAAAAUAUAUAUUUUGUAAUGAAAACUUAAUGAUUUCUACUAUCAGAUUUCUAGUAUUAGAUUCCCCUGAAUCAUUGACUCACUCCAGAAUAAUGACAAAUCCUUGCAGAUCUUUUAUUAGAAAUAGGAAAUAUUCGUGCUUGAAUUUAUACAGCCAUAAAAUUAACCAGUGAUAUUGGAGGCUGGUUAAUAGAAGCUCCAUGGCCAGAGGCCAAGAUUGAGAUAGCACAGCUUUAUAAUCUGGCCCGAAUGCACGCACACACACAGACUAUAAACCUUGCUUUGUGGGUAUUCAAACAGGGGGAAAAUAAAAGAUGUUAAACCUUAAGAACAAAACUUCCUUUCCUCCUUACCUCUCCAGUGGGGUGGUCAACUGUGUCUUUGUCAUGGCUUAUGGCUCUGUUAAAAAGCUGUCUGGCCUCUCGAAUAGCCCCUGUGGUCUGUCACCUUUUGACCCCUGUGGGGACGAGAGUGACACACACACACACACACACACACACAUAUUUUUGACUUUUAUUGCCUUAAAGCUUUGUCUGUGGAAUGCUCCCAAAUUAUUAGCUGACUAAUUAAAGUGAGUGAUAGGUUUAAUUUGUAAGGCUGAGCUGCAGAGAGUGGAACAGGGAUCCAGUUGGUGUAAUUAAGACAAAUGAGAGCAAUGGAAGUCACGCCAGGAGAGCUGGCUUACUACACGGUCCAGGCUCUGGGACGCUGAGGGACAAGGCCAUAUGAGUGGCACAGCGAGGAGGCCAGAAAACAUUCAAACAAGCUCUGGAUGCUGGAGAGCACACACUGUGCUUUUCACUCAGAGAGAGUAAUGACUGAUCACCGAGUUGUAAUUGCUCUUGAUGAAAGAGGCACAAUCUUGAAGAUGUUUAUGUUCUCAUCAGUAAUGCCCUUGACCUUUCACGACACAGUACUAUAGACUAGAAACUCUGGCUGAGAUGCAGCAUAUUGAUUAAAAAUUUUCCCCUGAGAAUAGAGUUGUUGAGGUUGUUUCCCUGUUGACUUGGUUUAUAGUUUAAUCUGUGGCCUGAGAACAUAGUAUGGGAAAAAGUCAAAACACAAUUGCUUUUACAAAUAUAUUUUCUGCAGCUCAAGAGCUGAUGUUAAGACAGCUGUCAAGCUUUCCCCAGACCAUCAGUGACAGAAUGUUUUUGAUGCUAUUUCUUGCUGUGACAGUUUAUCUCCAGGGGUUGGAAGUCUAUUGUACACAAGGCAUCAAAGAACACCAAGCUUUCCUUUCCUGUAUGUUACAGCAUCAGACUGGAUCUAAGGACAAAUGCAAAUUAAAAUGCCCCAAAGCUGUUAGCAUAGAAGGACAUCUCUGUUGUGAAUGAACCCCUAUUAGUGCUACAUUGUAUUCUCUUUCUUUCUCUCUCUCUCUCAAUUUCAAUUUCAAUUUCAAUUUAAGGGCUUUAUUGGCAUGGGAAACGUGUGUUAACAUUGCCAAAGCAAGUGAAGUAGAUAGUAAACAAAAGUGAAAUAAACAAUAAAUAUUAACAGUAAACAUUACACUCUGAAGUUUCAAAAGAAUAAAGACAUUUCAAAUGUCAUAUUAUGUAUAUAUACAGUGUUGUAACAAUGUGCAAAGCUCUCCCUCUCUCUCUCUCUCUCAUGCCUCACACUAAAGCUGCUCAGCACAACUAGUGCCCACAUGGAAGUGCAGGGAAAGAUCAUUUCACAGUAAAGGUGGGUGUACUGUACUGUGGUCCAGGGUUCCUGUCAGUGAAAGCCCUCCCCAUAACCAUUAUAAGGUCAGGGCUGUUCUUGGCUGCCAGGUAGAUAGAUUGAUGGGCAUGGGGAGAUGCAGGGCUGCCAGCCUGUAGUUAUUUGGGCAGCAUCCUCCAUGGUGAAGCAUAUAUAUGUUAGUGGCUAACUGCCUCUUCCCUCUCUCCUCUGUAGGGGCCUUGCUGAGUAAGCCAUUAGUCACUUCUCUGACAGCACCCACCUCUCUCUCCCUGUCUUCCCUGUCUCCUUAAAGUCGGAAUCCGUAGCGAUGAAACUGCCACGUUCGCUUGCGAUAUUACAACAACAAAGACGUUACUUCAAACAAAAAUCAAUUUGCGGACAUCAUUGCACGUGCGAUAGAACAGCAGAGUAUGUACUGCACAUUUUUUUCUUCUUGAUGCUGGAGAUCCUCACUGCCGUUUAAUAAACAAAACAAAAGCAAUACCAAAUGUGCCGAGGGGCGCUGUUUCUCCUAAUGCAGAUCAAAGCUUUAACACACCACUGAUCAUCUCUCUUUCUAAAAUAGACCUCCAUAUACACUCUCUGCCAUUACACACUGCCUUGGUGCCUCGGCCCAUCACUCCAUAUCACCCUGCCUGUCAGCCUUCUGAUAGGGCUGAUGAAAAGGCUGUGGAGGGUUGAGGAAAACAAGGCCAGGGGAGGGAAAGAGAUAGAAUUGUCUGUGGUGCAGUCUAAUUUCUUAGUCUGUGGAGUCUGAGGACACACAACACAAUGUUGUGGUUUUAUGUAGUACACAUUCAUGUGUAAGCCACAGGAGGUGCCAUUCCAUUCACUCUGUUCUGGCCAUUAUUCUGAGCCGUCCUCCCCUAAGCAGCCUCCUGUGGUGUAGGCCUAUGUAUGACAAUGGCUGUCUUUCUACGACACAAUGUCUGUCUUUACUGUGUGUAGUUAUUACUCCACUAUUUCUGUAAGCUUACUUAGUAUGGACAGACAUUCGUAUUCUGGAGUUGAGCUAAUGUAUUAGACAAUGUACACUCGUGUCUGGCAUAACUAAAACAACACCCGACUGCUUAUGAACAUCAUCAUGACACAGUUUCCCCCAUUACAUGUCAAAGGAGAAAUGUAUGGGUUUCUGUAUUGCUGGUGCUCCAUGAUAACAUGUGCUUGUGUUGUCAUAAGGUCUUCAUCUAUCAAACUGAUUGUAAUCGUUCAUAUACAGUAAUGAUCAGUAUGUCACAUAUGUCACUUCUGUCAGAUAAUAUUUAUGUGUCUACGUGAGUUGUAAUCUCUUUUAAUGUGCCGCUACUCUAAAGCUUUAUUAAUUCAGGCCAAAGACAUGGUAGACAUGAUGACUGAAGACAUCAGAUCACUGACCCAGCUGUCUUUUCUCUCGCUCUCCCUCUCUCCCUCUCUCUCUCUCCCUCCCUCCCUCUCCCUCUCUCCCUCUCUCUCUCUCCCUCUCUCUCUCUCCCUCACUCUCUCUCUCUCUCUCUCUCUCUCUCUCUCUCUCUCUCUCUCUCUCUCUCUCUCUCACCUUCUCUCUUUCUCUCCCUCUCUCUUCUCUCAGGAAGCGACCAUGGCACCCAGCGAGGUUGCUGUACCCCUCUACCUGCAUGGCCCUCCUCUCUCUGCUACUCUCUCCUGCCCUCGGUCGUAAGUUACCCAGAAGCCUUCAGGGUCAUGAUGGACACGUAACGGUGUACUACUAGGAUGUGGAAGUUGUUUCAGAAUACUAUCACAAGUCAUUCCAUUUAUUACAAAUGCAAAUCUAUGAUUAAGACAGAAACAUCAGAUGUAGUGUAGUCAACUGUACUAGUCUGUAAGAUUAAUUCAGAUAAUCUCUAGUUUCUUAAUUGUUACAGAUGCCGUAUCUUAAUUUGUUAAUCCUGUUGUUGUUCUGCACAGCAGGAAAUGCAAACUUGUAGUGUAUUUGAGGUUUAAAAAGGCUUCUAAAGUUUGUAAUUUCCACGUAAAAAUGUAUCAACCCCUACAAAAAAUUGAUAUUAAUUAUUAUCCACAUAAUGUAGCAAAGUGUAGCAAACUGGCUCAAAUUAAGAUCCUACAUCUGUAUAAGCCUCUCUCGCGAGCUGUCAGAGAAAUGCAAUAACACAUCUAUCCACAUUAUGGGAUGUUUUUCACCAUCAACACAAAUACAAUACAGACUUGGGGUAUACUUACAGCAGUAAACGAACAAAAUGGUUAUUCUUAUUACAUGUAAAGUGAAUGCCAUCUUAUAGCACGGUUUACUGUUGCAGUACAAGCACAUGAUGUGUGGUCUAAUAGGUAGCUAGAUUACUUUCCUUUUGGAAAUGGUCUGCUUACAUCCACUAGUCACCAUUAUAGCACUCAGUCACACGUGACGGCGGUGUUGUAAAAGCUGAGCUGAGGUCCAUCUCCAUCUACUGCUCAUUUAGCGUAAUGAAUAGGCUGCUAAAACACAUGGUAGCAUCCCAAAUGGCACCCUAUUCCCACUAUAGUGCACUACUUUUGAUCAGGGCCUGUAGGGAUCUGGUAAAAAAAAUAGUGCACUAUAUAGGGAAUAGGGUGCCAUUUGGGACACAACCCAGGGUAUUGGCGAGGGAGUGGUUAUAGACUUACAGCUCACACUGCACAGCGAGAGAAGUGUUUAUGGCUAGUAAACACACAGGAUAAAUACCAUCUCCUCAAAGUAUCUCCUCUACUCAGCAGUUAUGGUGGAACCGAUAGGGUCUUCCAGAUGUGUUGCCUCCACACUCUGCACCUCCAAAUGAGCUGACUCAGGUUAUUGACUCUGGGAGCAGAGUCUAGAAGGCCUCUGGCUCCCAGCGUUAUUUCAUUACUUCCAGAUCUAUGUUUCCUAGUUUCCCCUGCACUGCGUUUUCACCCUCAUACAGUGGCUUGCGAAAGUAUUCACCCCCCUUGGCAUUUUUCCUAUUUUGUUGCCUUACAACCUGUAAUUAAAAUAGAUUUUUGGGGGGUUUGUAUCAUUUGAUUUACACAACAUGCCUACCACUUUGAAGAUGCAAAAUAUUUUUUAUUGUGAAUCAAACAAGAAUAAAAAAAAAAAAAAAGAAAACUUGAGCGUGCAUAACUAUUCACCCCCCCCCCCCCUCUACAAAGUCAAUACUUUGUAGAGCCACCUUUUGCAGCAAUUACAGCUGCAAGUCUCUUGGGGUAUGUCUCUAUAAGCUUGGCACAUCUAGCCACUGGGAUUUUUGCCCAUUCUUCAAGGCAAAACUGCUCCAGCUCCUUCAAGUUGGAUGGGUUCCACUGGUGUACAGCAAUCUUGAAGUCAUACCACAGAUUCUCAAUUGGAUUGAGGUCUGGGCUUUGACUAGGCCAUUCCAAGACAUUUAAAUGUUUCCCCUUAAACCACUCGAGUGUUGCUUUAGCAUUAUGCUUAGGGUCAUUGUCCUGCUGGAAGGUGAACCUACGUCCCAGUCUCAAAUCUCUGGAAGAUUGAAUCAGGUUUCCCUCAAGAAUUUCCCUGUAUUUAGCGCCAUCCAUCAUUCCUUCAAAUCUGACCAGUUUCCUAGUCCCUGCCAAUGAAAAACAUCCAAAUACAAAUCCAUUUAAAUUACAGGUUGUAAUGCAACAAAAUAAGAAAAACGCCAAGAGGGAUUACUACUUUUGCAAGGCACUGUAUCAAACAGGAGGAGGAGAGGAGGAGAUUUGUUUUCUGAAUGUUGAAUACUUUAUAAGUUUCACAUUGAGAUGAUACUACUACAGUAGAGCAAGGCUCUUUAAUUAAACAUUAUCAAAUGUUUCUGCUCUCAUUGUUUCAAGGUUCAGUUAAAGCUUUAGUUGAGAAGGACAUUUCAAAAAUCACCUCAGGUGUUACGAAAUCCAAUUUAUUGCGGCUAACAUUAGCUAGGGGUUAGUGUUAAGCUGUAAAGUAGUCCAUGAUCAGAUUUGAACACACAACCUUUGGGUUGCUAGAUGUUUGCAUUAUACACCCACCUUCCCAGCCUUAAGUAACCUUCUGUCUUAUGUAACCAUACCAAACGUAACAUACUAAUUUGAGUGUCACGAAUUGACAUUUUUUAUUUGUUAUGUCUAGUCUAUGAGACCAGGGUGUUAUCUUUUGCAUCUUAUACUGUACUACAUACCUGUGUAUCCACUCACUACUGUAAGUCGCUCUGGAUAAGAGUGUCUGUUAAAUGACUAAAAUGUAAAUGCUGUGAACAGAAACAUCCUAACCAAGCUGCUGUCUCUGUGUGUUUUCCAUCAGAGUUAGAUCUCAACAGGUUAGAUGGGGACACAGCUGUCUGUCCUCCCAUGAGAAACGGACAAGAUGACCUUCCAGGUAAAGUAUAGAUAUUAACAAUCAUAUAUUUAUUUUAUUUUAGAAAUAAUGACUCUUUGAAUAUGUGUACUAACUUAGUCCUCUUCAACCCUGGUGGGACAUACUGUAAGACAGCAACAAUUUGCUUCCACUGCGGUCUGUCUUUGGCCCCAGCUUGCUUGCGCACUGUCCCAUGAGAUGUGGAUAUAGUUUAUGAUGUAAUCAAAGGAGACCUGCAUGGGAAGACAUAUUACAUAUCUCAUCGUUGUAUCAUACAAUACAAGACAUCUCAGGAGGUCUGAGCUAGUAGUUAUGAGAUGUCUUUCUGUAACCAAGUCUCACCUCGCAUCAAGACACCAGUUCAGAGGGGGCUCCGUAUGGAGCAAUAGUUCAACACUAUAGUCCCUGUGGUUUUUCUCUUUGCUGGACAGCAAAGACUUACAUUUUAAAUGCCCAGGAAACCACCAGCCUUGAGUCCCCUGUAGCUCAGUUGGUAGAGCAUGGCGCUUGCAACGCCAGGGUUGUGGGUUCGUUUCCCACGGGGGGCCAGUAUGAAAAAUGUAUGCACUCGCUAACUGUAAGUCGCUCUGGAUAAGAGUGUCUGCUAAAUGACUAAAAUGUAAAUUACAGAAAUCCCUGAGGAAGCAAAAUACAGAAGAUCACAACUAAGCUAGCUGCUGUGAUUGUUUAGUGAACUGGGCUGGGCUGCUUAAUUGCUUGAGACACGUUUAGAUUUCAAAUGAGACCACAUAAAAUAUUCUGCUGAAGCCUGACAGAUUUUAGUAGGAACAAUUCUAGCUCAGCAAGAUGUUAAUUGUUUACCAGCGCCCUGGCAGGAACAGAUGCACUAGCUACCUUCAAAUCACAUGGUGUACUAUGUGUUGCGAGCCCAGGCAGGGAAGGUACAGACCUAUGUAUAAGAGAACAACUAAUUAGAAUCAUAUGUUAGUCAUAUCACUGCACCCCGUGUUUCAUACAGCUUAUGAAACAAGAAUAAACCGUUAAACUUAGUAAAGUGGGGAAACACUGAAAUUCCUAAAUGUCCACUUUACAUGACUGAACCAGAAAUAUGCCCUUACACUUUUAUAACACUGUGUGUAGGAUAGAAAAAAGACCAGUACCUGUCAUUCGGAUGUGCGUCGUUUUCUUUUUGUACUCCUGGAAUACAGUAUAUAACAUACAGUAUAAUUCAUCAGAACGAUUCAAGAGAUAUGGACAAUUAAGUGAUAAGGCCUAGAAGCCGGUGUUUGGAGGAUAUAUUGGUACGGGUGUUGUUAGGCCCGAGACAAAGUCUCGGGCCGGCAAACCGUGCCAAUAUAUCCGCCAAACACCAGCUUCGAGGGCAUUAUCAUUUUUAUACAACGGGUUACCAACAUAUUCAAAUAAUGAUUUACAUAUUUUCAUUAAAAACGUUAUUUUGUUGAAUUUAUUCAUACUAUUUCAUCCUUCCACAAGAUAUAGUCCCGACACAAAUCUACGGUUGCUACCCAAGCCGGCUGGUUGUUUGUUCUAUCGGUUCGGUUGCCAGAGAUGCGACCCAGUCAUUCAGUCUUUUUGUUCUGUAUCUAUGGACGCGACCCAGUCGUUCGUUCUAAAUGUUCCAUUGCCAUACUGGCUGGCAACGUUCUUAUCCCUUGCUUGCUAGCCAACUAUGGCUAACUUACAGUCACGUCAAAAAGCAGCCAGAAUAACAGCAAAGUAGCUGCAUUUGCGUUUGUUUAAGCUGUUUUCUAGUGACAUUUAUUUAGAUACAUCCAUAGCAAUGAGCUAAUGAGGCAUGAUUUCACCUGGCAUAGAAAAUGUGCUCUCUCAUCAGGACACUGUUGUUCAGAGGAGCUAUCCAACAACACAACUAACACAAUCACUUCAAACUGAAGCUGGAAAGACUGCAAACUAGCUGCACUUCAUUUCGUUUUGACCUGUUUUCUAUUGAUAGGUCUUUGUAUAUAUCCAUAAAAAUGAUGCUGAUUCAUGAUUUCAACUGGCUGAGAAACGCUGCCUGCCUGUCUGUCUCAUCCUGAAUCCCGACACGUUCAUUACUAUGGGACAGCUGGAGAUCAAAUUUGAAUAUUGAAACAAUGUUGCAAAUGUCGGAGAGACAGAUAGCAAGGUUUAUACAAAUCUCCACUGUUGAAAACCAAAUGUUAGUCUAAAAGAAAUGUGAGAUAAUAUAUAGAUGCUUUUUAUUGUGGAGAUCAAGUUUAUAAAUUGCCUGGCUGGCUUGAUGAGACAGUGGAUUGCGCAGUCAGAUGGAACAGAGUAAAUAGGCAUUUUAACGUCAUAGAUUUAGCUGGUGGUAACUUGUGGAAUAGACACCAGCUGGAAUGCGCUUUUAACCAAUUAGCAUUCAGGACCCACCUGUUGUAUAAUACUGUAACAUAAUUCAUUCAGAACGAAAAGGAGAUAUCUGAAAAUCCGUUAACCUCUCUUUUAGGGUUUGAUCUGAUCACCCAGUUCCAGCUGGAUGUUAGUCCUCUGAAGGGGGUCAGGAAGGUGGAGGGCUCCACUCCUCUCCAGGUGGCGUACCGCCUCGAUAGGGAGGCCAACUUCCAGAUUCCUACCAGGUAAGGAAAGACAGAAAAAGCAUGAUGUUGGAGCUUGUCCGGGGCUCGAUGCAGGUGUUGUGUUAUUAUGGCUCAAUACGGAGGCCAGCUUUUCAAAUACCUACCAGGUAAAUAAAGAAUGAAGAAACCAGAAACAGAAACACACGCAUAAUCGCUACACUCACACACGCACACACGCACACGCACACGCACACACACGCACACACACAAAUAAAUACUUUCCCCUGGGUCGAAGCAGGUGUUGUAUUAUUGCAGGUCUCAGAGAGAUGUUAUCACACUGUGAAAAAGCUUAUAAUUGGCAGAGAACAACAUGUCUGAACUGAUUUGGCAUCUCUUGGCAAUGAGGGGGGAACGCAGCGGACCCCACCCCCCCAGACCCCCUGUAACCAUUAAAUAUCUCGUCCCGGAAACACAGAGACAUAUUUCAUCAUGCUGCAUUUUUUGUUGUAGUUUUAUUCACUUGUUUCUGUCUGUGCUCAUAAAGGAUUCUGGGAAUCAAAAGAGACAGGUGGUGACAGUCUGAGCAGCUUCCUGUGUGAAGAGAGAGAGAGUGUGUGUGUGUGUGUGUGUGUGUGUGUGUGUGUGUGUGUGUGUGUGUGUGUUUGUGUCUUGCCUAGAUCAAGCAGUGAAUGUGUGGGGAUCCUCUAGCCUGGUAUUCUACCAUGUAAAAAAAUAAAUAAGAAAACCACUGCACAAUCUUCCAUUUUCAGCUUAGACUGUUUGCAUAUUGCUUAGUAGGCUAGAAGUUGUUGUUACGUGGUUACCUUCUUACAUAACUAAAGCUGUCUUCUAGUGUUUCACUGCUGGUCUGGUCUGGCUAAUGACCUGUAUUGGGCCUGUUUUCACAUAAACUGUUAUGUAACAUACUGACACCUUCCAGUCUGCCUCAUGCCACUCAGGACAACGUGACACUAAUCACAAAAACAUGUAUCCCUCGGAGUCCAGUGGUCAGUCUGUCUGGGCUUUGAAGUCUGUCGUCAGAAAGGUUAAUUUCCGAUACCUGUGUACUUACCACUGCAGGGGAUAGAGGCCUAAAACUCAACACGCAUCAAACCCUGGCCUAGGCUGUGAGAUACUUUCUCCCAAGGUGCACUUCACACACACACACACACACACACACACAGGCACACUGCAGGAACGUUGGAGAGAGUGGUCUUCAUUUGUUUUAUUGGGUUACAGGAAACUCCUUUUUUAUUGCCUUGUCUUGAUCCAUUUACAAGCCGGCUGCAGCUCUGCAGCUCCCAUCCAUAAAGGCACCACCUAUGGAGCUCUUGGCUUGGCUAGUUAAAACUCCAGGGCUCGUAUUCAUAAAGCGUCAAGUAGGAGUGCUGCUCUAGGAUCAGUUUGCCCUUUUAGAUGAUAAUUAAUGGACCGAAGGGGCCCUAAUCUGAGAUCAGCAUCUGAGACUCAUUAUGAAUACCAGCCUAGAGGUUUAGGACUGGGGAGACUGGAGAGCAGUUUGCGUGUUAGAGACGAAGAUGGGACGACUGCUUAAUUGAUCUGUUGAUCAGAGCCACCGGGGCUUUGCUUCUGUUUAUAACAAAAGGGUUUGAUGGGAAAAUAAAGGGCCUCAUUGUUCCUUUGGAGUAAUUGUAACUGUUGCGUUAUGCAUGCAUCAUGCAUUAGAGACAGGGAGAGAUGGAGGGAUCAAGAGAGAAAGAGAAUGGGAGAGCUUUGAACAUAAAAGUGUUAGGGUUUGAUUGAUGUCUCCAUUCAUGAUGUUAUCGUGGCGUGAGGAGCGGGAUGGGAACUGAACCGCUGUGUGAUGCGUUUUAAAUGUGGCCUGUAGCAAAGCUCUGCUUUGUGAGCAUGGAGUGUCUUUGACAUCAGAGAUCUGAAAUCAUAGAACCACCCAAUGUGUGCUGUGUGUAUGUGAUGGAAAGCUGCUUUUUUACCCAUUGCGAAAUGUCGCCCUCGGUGCCCUCUUCUCUAUGACUCUAACUCAACUGCAUUCUUUAUGAUUUUGUAAAGAUAAGUUUGAACCCUUUCCUCUGUCCAUCCAUCCCUCUCCCACUGAGAAUGAACUUCCGCAGGGGCUUCUCUGUUGAGGACUUCUUCCUGUAUCAACCCUUUCCUUUCCUCCUCCCUCUCCCACCCAUCUUUAUCUUCAUUUUCAUCUUCUGUUCUAUUUCACCCAGGCUCAAUUUCCCCUGGGGUUUCCCUGACGAGUACUCCGUCAUGGGCACGUUCCGUAUGAUCAAGAACACGGUGAACAAGGUGUGGAACGUGUGGCAGGUGGUGGACGAGGACGGCCGGAAGCAGGCAGGGCUCAGGCUGAAUGGAGACCAGCGGGCCCUGGAGUACUUCCUGAUGGGCCAGGAUGGCAACCUGCAGACCGUCACCUUCCCAGGGCUCUCUGUGUUGUUCAACACCAAGUGGCACAAGGUGAUGGAAUAAGUGAUGGCACUCCUGGUUUGCUUUGCAAAAUCCAGUAACUAUCCCAAAAUUCCCCGGUUUUCCAGAAAUCCUGGAUGGAAGAUUCCCGGAAUCAGGAGGGAAUAAGAGGGAAAUCCUGGAAAGCCUGGGAAUUUUGAGAAUGUUACUGGAAAUGUGCAACACUACUCCUGGUACAAUGCAUUUUCUAAACUGACAUGAAUUACGGUGGCCCCUGAGGAUCAACAACAGUAACCCUAUAGCAUAUCCUUACAGUUGAUGAUUGGGGUGGAGAGAGACCAGGUCACCCUGUAUGUGGACUGUCAGCCCGUGGACAAGAAGCCCAUCAAGGGGAAAGGCCCCGUCAACACAGAGGGAGAUACGCUCAUUGGGAGGCUGGACGCUGAUGCUGAUGCUUCUGUUGUGGUGAGUGGGGCAGGGAUAGCCUGGUCCCAGAUCUGUUUGUGCUGUAUUGCCAACUCUUAUGGUCAUUGUUUGGCAUGACAAUAACCAUUGGAGUUGGUAAGACAACACAAACCGAUCUGGGAUCAGGCUAAGGCGGAGAAGGUGUUGGUUCCCCAGUGGUACUUUGUUAUACAGUAAGCAUUAUCAUAUGAGUUAUGUUAUGUUGAACCAUGACAUGCCAUGCCAUUCUAUGUUAUGUGAUCAAUAUCAUGCCAUUGUCUUGUUCUAGUUUGAACUCCAGUGGAUGUUGAUCCAUUGCGACCCGAAGAGAGCCAAUAGAGAGAACUGCCAGGAGCUGCCUGCCACAGAGGUAACAACAACAACCUUGUCUCCACCUGGUCUUUAAUUGCUUAGGGUUUGGGUUCAUAUCGACCAGCAACAUAGCUUUCACUAACUGGCUUCUGUGAAUCUGCACCUGCCAUGUGAGGAGAUAGGAUGGCCUGUUAUACUACUGUAGGAGUGCCAUGAUUACAAUACAUAUGUCAAAUAAGCACUUACUUCCAUACAGAGAGAAUACUGCCAGCUCUCACUCUCAAUUUAGCCUAGACACAUUUCAUGAAGUGACCCCAUUUUGUCAACAUAUUAAAGUCUGACUCCUCAGGACAGAAUUGUAUAUUAGCAUACAUGCUGUUAUGAGUGGGUAGAGUCAUAUUGUCCUGUAGACUGCAGAAAAGUUCCAGUCUUUCUUUAUGAUGCAAAUAUCAAUUUGACAAUGGUCUAUUCCCUCUAGCUUUGAGGGUAACCUUUGUGCUUACAGCAGUAUCUUUUCAGUACGCCAACACUAAAAUGAUACAGUGGACUAUAUACCACAGGGUCUGUUUACUAUAGAGACUAUAGGUUUACUAUGGGGUUCUGUAUGUAAAUGACAGCAUGAUAUGCUCACAGCCAGAGCCAUAGACAGAUCCUAUAUGACUCUGCUCACAGCCAGAGCCAUAGAUAGAUCCUAUAUGACUCUGCUCACAGCCAGAGCCAUAGACAGAUCCUAUAUGACUCUGCUCACAGCUAUUGUUUUUGGACAGGUACUGUAGCUUCUUCUGACACUUUGGGUGAAGGUGGUGUGACUACUUCACUAACUCUACAUGUUUCUUAUUUCUCCUGCUUCUUCAGAUGUAUGCCAAUGCUGAGGUAUUUAUCUUCUCUACCUUCUUUUUUCUUGGUGUUUUUGGGGCAAAUAAUCUACUUCAAUGCUCUGUUGCCUAAUUGCCUUGAUGCUUUGUUACUUUAGUGGCACAAUCAAACUCUGGCUGGAGUAAGAAGCUACUCCACUCCCCUCAGAGUGACCUUCACUCCUUCUCAAGUACUCAUCGACUGUGUUGUCUCUUCUCCCUCCAGCCUGACCCCAAGCCUGUCCCUGGCCCUUCCGGUCCCACCGGCCCUGAGGGGCCCCGGGGGCCACAUGGAGAGGACGGCAGAGACGGUAGAGAUGUAAGUCUAUCCACCCCAUCCAAACUACAUGUAGAAUGAAGAAUUAACCAUAGCGUUAUGUAAUUUACCAUGCUGGAUAUUGCCUCAAACUGCGUGAAUUGGUAGGAUAUCUUAGACAGACAGUACACACUUUUCUUAAUUCUCUAUUCUCAAUGACUAGAAUGGAUAACAACUGUCUUUCUUUUUUCUUACAGGGCCUUCCAGGUUCACCUGGCAGUGCUGGCAGUCCUGUAAGUGCGAGCUGUCAAAUUAUUAAAUGUAUUUAAUUCUCUAAGUAUUUAUUUGACUCUUUGUUGCCAUCCUGUAGCUUAACCUCAUUACUUACAAUCAAUUUAGCUGCAAAAAUAGAUCAGUGUUCUCUCCUCCACCCUGCCUGCCCCUUAUCUCUCUCUCUCUGUCUGUCCUGAUGAGAAUUGCACAUCUUUCAUUGAUUAAACGCUGACAGGCACUGUCACAGUGUAUCUUAGCAACGGCGGCGAGCGAUGCAGACCGAUGAUAAAGCUGUUUGUCUGAUUUUAUGUGUACAGAGCCAUACUUAGCUGUGGUUGUGUCUGCUAUAUGUGGCUGUUGUUGUGUCUGUAACUAGGCUGUCUGUUGUGUCUGUAACUAGGCUGUCUGUUGUGUAUGUAACUAGGCUGUCUGUUGUGUCUAUAACUAGGUAGUCUGUUGUGUCUGUUACUAGGUUGUCUGUUGUGUCUGUGUACAGAGCCAUACUUAGCUGUGGUUGUGUCUGCUAUAUGUGGCUGUUGUUGUGUAUGUAACUAGGCUGUAUGUUGUGUAUGUUACUAGGCUGUCAGUUGUGUCUGUAACUAGGCUGUCAGUUGUGUCUGUAACUAGGCUGUCUGCUGUGUCUGUAACUAGGCUGUCUGUUGUGUAUGUAACUAGGCUGUCUGUUGUGUCUGUAACUAGGCUGUCUGUUGUGUCUGUAACUAGGCUGUCUGUUGUGUCUGUAACUAGGCUGUCAGUUGUGUCUGUAACUAGGCUGUCAGUUGUGUCUGUAACUAGGCUGUCUGUUGUGUCUGUAACUAGGCUGUCUGUUGUGUCUGUAACUAGGCUGUCUGUUGUGUCUGUAACUAGGCUGUGUGUUGUGUCUGUAACUAGGCUGUCUGUUGUGUCUGUUACUAGGCCGUCUGUUGUGUCUGUAACUAGGCUGUCUGUUGUGUCUGUAACUAGGCUUUGUGUUGUGUCUGUAACUAGGAUGUGUGUUGUGUCUGUAACUAGGCUGUCUGUUGUGUCUGUUACUAGGCUGUCUGUUGUGUCUGUAACUAGGCUGUCUGUUGUGUCUGUAACUAGGCCAUCUGUUGUGUCUGUAACUAGGCUGUCUGUUGUGUCUGUAACUAGGCCAUCUGUUGUGUCUGUAACUAGGCCGUCAGUUGUGUCUGUAACUAGGCCGUCUGUUGUGUCUGUAACUAGGCUGUCUGUUGUGUCUGUAACUAGGCUGUCAAUUGUGUUUGUUACUAGGCUGUCUGUUGUGUCUGUAACUAGGCUGUCUGUUGUGUCUGUAACUGGGCUGUAUGUUGUGUCUGUAACUAGGCAGUCUGUUGUGUCUGUAACUAGGCUGUCUGUUGUGUCUGUAACUAGGCUGUCUGUUGUGUGUGUAACUAGGCUGUCUGUUGUGUCUGUUUCUCAGGGGGCCAAAGGGGACCAGGGGGAGAUCGGUCUUCCUGGACCUAGAGGCCUGCCUGGCCUACCAGGAGCUGCUGUAAGGAUCACUACCUCCUACUGUACUACACACAACACACAGCACCUGUCACAAACUCAGCCUCUAUUUUGUCUUGUGGAGCAAGAAGGGUUGUUCUCUAUCACCUUAUUCAUUGAACCAUUAACAGCAGCUAUCCACAACUCAACUGAUAUUAUUAGAAUUGAAGCUGGUGGUGAGAGAACGUUUUAGUGAAUCAAUGAUUUCUUCUCUUUUUAAUGAAGGGAAUACCUGGUUUAAUGGGCCCAAGAGGACCUGUGGGUGAGAGAGUGAGUUUUUUUUCUUACCAGAACCUACUCAAGAAACUAUAUCUUCCUAAUAACUGUUACAGCAGGGACAAUGUUAACUAAUAUUUGACUGUUCUGUGUCUAAUAACAGGGACUUCAAGGGUUUCCUGGGCCAGCAGGCUCUCCCGUAAGUAUCCACUAUCUUUGUCAUCUUUAGAUCGUCAUAUAUUAAUGGAAACAUUUUGCUGAUAUUUAUAGCCAUCAAGCCAUGGAACAUGUCAGACCACUUCAUUUCUAUAGCUAAAUAAUAUGAUUUGUCUGAUAGCUUUUUCUCUCAUUUCCCAGGGACCUGAGACAGCUGGACCCCCCGUAUGUAUUACAAACUCUUCAACAUCUUUAGAGAAUAUUCACCCCAUGUUCUAAACAGCAUUAAGACAACAUACAGUCUUUUAAUCGAGCCCUACUAAGGGGCUAUAGAAUAAUCAUAUAACUUGUGUAUGUCGCUCCUACAGGGCCCACCUGGGAAAGCAGGAACUCCAGGAGAUGAGGGGAACAUUGGGCCUGAGGUCAGUGUUCAAAUAAGGAUCACAUCCUACACAACUACAGUAUAUGACUGAUUAAACAGAACACAUUCAGCAAUAAAAACAUACAGGAUAUUUUUCAAGUUUUAUUAGUCGUAUGUACAGGAUACACAUGGUAUACAUUGUCCAACGAAAUGCUUACUUGCAGGUUCCUUUUUGACAAUACAACAACAAUAAGAAAUAAUAUAAGAUAAGAAUAUGAACGGAAAGUAAAUGGCUCAGUAGAAUAUAAUAAAUAUUUUGGCAUAAUGUGCUGCUUCCGGAAUCUGUUUCAUUGGUCCUUUUGAUAUUCUAUGGACCAUUUUGUUACUAAAAUAUAUCAGACUUGUCAGUGUCUAGCAGGACAUUCUAGGUGUUUGAGCUCUAAAUGCAAUUAUCUAUUGUUAUCAGGGUGCCCCCGGGCCUAGAGGGGGUCUGGGUCUCCCUGGUCCCCCUGGUCUACCAGGACCACCUGGACCUGUGGUAAGUACUGAUGCUAACCUUUUACUUCUGGAUCUAACCUGAAAUUAGUGAAUUCAAUAUCUGUAUCAUCAUGUGAAUUGAGCUCUGUUUUCCCAACUUGGAGUCUGACCGAUGUUUCUAUCUGUUGAGGAUUCAGAUGUGGCUUUGUCUCUUUGGUCUUUCCCAUUAACCUAAGUAUUUAUUUUAUCAAUAUUGUCAUAAGAGUUCUCUCCGACCAUUAGUGUGGCGUCUUAACCCUGAUGUAGAGUGAUAAUCAGUAUCACUCCUGCAUUACUUGACGUUGAUUGCACAGCCUCGAACACUGGAGAUCUUUGCUGUAGCGUUUGUAGACAUUUAAACUCUGUUUUAGAUGUCACUCCAUAGAGAUAUGUACUGUUUCAUCUCUGUCACUCGCUCUGCUGUGUUUUAGGGACCACCAGGGGCUGGCAAAGCUGAGGGGAGUGGGGAAGAUGUGAGUCUCUUUUUACCAUCUUUCACAGGGUUAAACCAUCUUUCACAGGGUCUGCUAGAGGGUGGGACUAGGUCAGGGGUCUCCAACCCUGUUCCUGGAGAGCUACCCUCCUGUACGUUUUCGCUCCAACCCCCAUUUGUAACUAACUUGGUUCAGUUUAAUCAACCAGCUAAUUAUUAUUAUCAGGUGUGCUUGAGUAGAGUUGAAGUGAAAACCUACAGGACGGUAGCUCUCCAGGAACAGGUUUGGAGAGCCCUGGACUAGGUGCUUCAGAGCCUAAUGUUGUUGCAAUAACUACACUUCAACUUAAUUCACACUUCCUUUAUAAACUGUUGUUGUUGCUGUCAUUUAAUUCUGACAAACAUGCAUGUGGAAAAUUGGUAGCUAUAGUGUUCUUCGGUCAGUAGCUAUCGAAUAGGAGGUGAGCCCCCUGCAGGUGUAGUAAUAAUGUAAUGUAUGUGUCUGUCUGUUUGUCUGCAGUGCCCCACUGCCUGUCCAUCUGGACCACAGGGAAACCCAGGGCUACCAGGGAUGAAGGUGAGGAAUCUUAAUGACAGACACUGAAUGAAUACAUACCUGGCUUUGGGCAACAGAGCCCUUAUCAUCAUUCACACCAUUGUGGCCAUUGGUUUUCUCUGAGAUACCAGUAUCUAAUAAUUGAAUGGAUUGAUGUAGGGCUUUUCCAGAUGCUCAAAGUGCUUUACAUUGUACGGGGAAACUCACCGUAUGAACUACCAAUGUGUAGAGUUUCUGAUAAUAGUUUGAUGACAUGUCGUCUCCAGGGGCACAAGGGAUUACCAGGUGAUAAUGGAGCUGCGGGGGAAGCAGGACAAAAGGUAUGACAAGCAAUCAAUUAUCAUGUUUAGUGAAGAAGUGUGAUGUUUGACAAUGUGCUUAAGUAUAGUACAUUGGAAGGUUAGGAUGAUUAUUCAAGCGUACAAAUCACUACAUGUGAGUAUUUGUGCUUUUCCUAUGUUGCUAAUCCACAGGGUGAACCAGGACCAUCUGGGGUGCAGGGCCUACCAGGCAAGAUGGGAGAGGAUGUAAGAACCCUCCUUGCUCUAAAAGAUACCAACACAUACAGGCUGAUCUAUUUUACCUCACUGUCUGAUAACGAAAAUCCCGAAGUCUCUUGUUUUGUCCUUUCUAUACUUCAGUGUUUCUGUUCCAAGCAGAACAUAGGUAAUGAGCAUACCAACAUGUUACAUAGGAUUGCUGCCUCAAGCGUAAAUCGGUAUCUUGAGCAUAGUAAAAUGUAACAUAGGAUUUCUGCCUAAAGCGCAAAAUUAGUAUCUUGCGCAUUCAAAGAUGGUACGUAGGAUUUCUGCUUUAAGUGGAAAUUGCUCAUACAACCAGCCAUUUAUAACUGUUUAAUGUUUUUGCUGUGCAUCACUGUGAAUCAUAUAAAAUAUGAUUCAUUUUAACAUCUGUAAUACAUUCCAGGGACAAAGAGGUCCUAUUGGUUUUGCUGGUACUCUUGGAGAUAAAGGAGACAGGGUAAGGGUUUCAAACAAUAUUUACUUAUUGACGUUUUACUUUAGUGUUGAGGGUCUUAAACUCACGAUCCGUGUUCUCUGCUCCUCUCAGGGUCUCCCUGGUUUCAACGGCAUCCCAGGACCCACUGGACCACCGGGAUCUCCUGUAAGCACUACUUAUUUAAUUACUGUAACUCAAUCAAUUUUAACUGCCAUUUUCAAUCAAUGUCCAUAGACAGACUGGAGGACAGACUAUGGUUGACAUUACCUAGGGCUGAACAGUGUUUUCCAAAAUGUCUUCCGUUUUGUACUGUAGUGACUGACCAAUCGUCUUCUGUUAGGGUGUGGAGGGCAUUCGUGGACGUCAGGGUCCGGAGGGAGAAAAAGGUGAUGACGUGAGUAUCUCCUCCCUUCUACCUCUAGAGUUUUUACUUUCUGUUCGCCUUAAAUUGUUUCAUCGCCUUAAAUUGUUUCAUGGUUAAUUGCAUGUGUGUUUUCUCAGGGAGCCAUCGGUCCUCAAGGAGAGCAGGGUCCUGUUGGUGCAAAGGGAGACUCUGUGAGUAAACAUACAAUACAACAUCAAUUGACCUUAUGUCCUUACCAAUAAGUUAUCAGAUGCAUGCGAGAUCCUUUUGUAUUGUUAGUUGUAUAGUUAGAUUGACCUGAAUAAUUAAGCUUUUGCAACAUCUCUCUUAUCUCUUAUGAGUGUGAUUAUGAUGCUGAGUUGUUGUUGUUGUUGUUGUUAUUGUUGUUGUUGUGAUCAAUGAUGAACUGUGAUUACAGGGUACUCCUGGGGCAGACGGCAUGGAUGGACUCCCUGGAGUGGAUGGAGCUAAAGUUAGUCUAUGCUUUAUGACUACUGUACAUAUAUAGUUUAAAUAAAGAGAAUGUAUCCAGUCUUACAAGAUCUGUCAAGAAAUCAAUAGUUUAUCCUAGGAACAUACUUGUCAUCUUUCCAACAGGGAGAAGCUGGUGUUCACGGGAUUAUCGGAAUCAGGGGUAUCGUCGGAAUUCCAGUGAGUCUAAUAUUAAUCUGUGACAUCUAAAAUAAAUAUUAUUCAUCUACAAAUAUCAUUGUAGAUUAGUUGACCUUACAAGGUUUUGCUGGUAUUAAAAAGAAAGCAAAAGCUGUGAAAAUCAAUAGAGCGGUUGCCUUCCAGUCAAACCACACUGCAGACCAGAUUAAUAAAUCAUUUAGAAGCAAACAGCCAAGCGGAAGGAAAAAUCCAAUAAAACCACAACCUUCCCAUCAUAGCCUGUCUGGCUGAUAGGUUAUACAGGUCAGAGGACAUGGCAGGGAAAACUAAAUCAACAGAAACAACACAACAAGGAAGUAGUCUAUCCCUUAUAUUGUAGUGCGUUCAAAAAUACCAAUAUACUGUACGGUAUUCUGAGGAUAUCCUGUGUUGUUUCUCUAGGGGUUACCAGGAAAGCAGGGGCUAGUUGGAGCUGGAGGUGCCAAGGUAAAGUGUGUGUGUGUGUGUGUGUGUGUGUGUGUCUGUGUCUGUGUCUGUGUCUGUGUCUCUGUGUCUGUGUCUGUGUCUGUGUCUCUGUGUCUGUGUCUGUGUCUCUGUGUCUGUGUGUCUUAGGUACAGUUUAAUUCCUUGUGUUUGUCUAUUGUAAAACAGUAUGCUUUUUGUACAGGGUGAUACAGGAGCUGAUGGACCAGUAGGACCAAUCGGAGUUCCUGGGAAAACAGUGAGUAUCAAAUUUCACACUUUAGUGUUUACAAUCACUCAACACUGCUAGCCAUGACUGUGGAUCCAUAUUCUACUAAUGGGGCUGAAGAUGCUUAAUAAGACUGUCAUGUUUGUUUAGGGGGAAACUGGACCAGCAGGAGAAGAUGGAAAACCAGGAGACAAGGGAGCUACUGUAAGUUGAACAUUUUUAACAUUUUAUUCUAGUUAUUCUGCUUAUAAUAAUCUGUUAUUAAAUAUACAGUAGUAUGAGUGUCAUGCACACUGCUCAUCAAGAACAACCCCUAUCUGAUGGUAACAAUGAGCUGAUAGCUAACCUCAUAUAAGUCAUAGAGUACCUUUAAUGACAUUUAAUUGAUCCUGCAUCACUCUCCUCAGGGUGAUACAGGAAAGCAGGGACCAGUGGGGGUCACAGGUGAUACAGGCAUCCAGGGUGACAAAGGGGACAAAGGUGACACUGGUAUAAAGGGACUGAAGGGUCACACUGGAGAUAAGGGAGAACAGGUGAGUCCUGAUGUGUAGCUUAUUGUUUUGGUAAUAGUUGUCAGUUUGUAAAUGAAGGGGUUUGAAUGACUUCUAAUUUCCUGUGUCUUGUUCCUAGGGUCCUAUUGGUCCCAUUGGCCCAAAGGGAAGUGAAGUAAGUCUAUGGAUUCACGUCAAUACCAUAUAUCAUGUCAACAAUGAGACAGUAUUCUUUUGUAAGAUACAGUAUCUGUAUUGACAAUCUUACCUCUGUCCACAGGGUGAUCCAGGUCUUACAGGCGAUUCUGGAGUCAAGGGAGACCAGGUAUAUGUUCUACUGAGCGAUACAUUUGAUCUAGCUUUAGUAUUCCCCUGUAUUUGUAGUGAUACAAUGGUCCUCAUUCAUUCCAUUGUUGUUUCUAUAGGGUCCUCCUGGUGUUCCUGGAAUCAAAGGAGAGGUACAGAACAAUGUUACAGUUUAAUUGAUUGAUUGAUUGAUUGGUUGAUUGAUUGAUGGAUGGAAUAAUUGAAUUCGUUAUGGUAUACAGUAAACAUUUAAGUCAUGUUGUGUUGUCCACUGGCCUCUAGGUUGGAGAGAAGGGCAUGAAGGGAUAUACCGGGGAAGAUGGUAGACCAGGGCAGCCGGGUCAUGAGGGUUUGACCGGUCCCCAGGGAGCCAAUGGACUAGAGGGAGAGAGAGGGUUAACAGGAUCACCUGGGCCUAGGGGCCUACCUGUAAGUACCUUCUUCAUGAAGUGAACGAAGACUGUAAAACACAAGUACUAAAUACUUUUUGGAAUGGAGUGACAUAUAAAUGUUCUAGUAUUAAUUAAUAUACUGUACUUUUUCUACUUCCAAAUCCAAUAGGGUCCUAAAGUGAAUAAUAUCAAACUUCGCGAACUAUGCUCAGCAAUUGUUGAAGGUAUAUUCAUAUUGUGUACACACUAACAAUUGUAGCUCAAGGCAGUCUACCAUGUAGGGUGCUUUGUUAAACUGACAUUUUAAUCAUUCUCUCCAUCUAGAACACUUGGCAGAGUUUAAGAAGGAGGUCCUGAAGAAACCAGCAGCGAUCGGGGCCCCAGGCAUGGCAGGACUGCCGGGCCCUCCAGGUCCCCCGGGCCCAGCAGGGACUACAGGAGAAGCCGGCCCCAGAGGACUGAUGGGAAUGAAAGGACCACAUGGAUACUUUGGGUUACCAGGCACACCUGGAAAACAAGGUAAUGGGGAAUUAUGUAUCAAUAACUCACUAGAUAAAGGUGAUAAAGAACUGUAUAAAGAACUGAUCAUUCCAAUUGAAUACUUGGGCCAUCUUGGAAAUGCCAAUUUCAUUGUGUACAGUAGAGAACAUAGAAACUACAACUAGAAAAGUAUAUACUCAGUCCAAACAGUUAGACAGCACUCAGUGCUCAGCACGCUGGUAGAAUGGCCUUCUAUUUGUCCAUUAUAGUGUAUUUCUGUAGAGGGCCCACAGCCGUACUAACGGAUGCAAUCUAUUUCUUAAUUAAACCUUUUAGAGAAAUAUAGCAAUGUCUGGCCACCAGGUCCAUUGUCUCCACAGUACUGUAGCUUAGUGCUCUGAAAGAGCUUGCAGUGUGUUCUCUGUAGAUGAGUCACGCAUUCACAUCCAGGACUGAAUCAGACAACACAGCACUUAAAUCCCUCUCUGUUAAAUCCUUUUAAUUGCAUCCCUGUUAUUCACACAAACGCACCCGCACACACACAAGCACGGGCACACACACACACACACCUCCUGUGGGGAUAAUAGCCCAUUUCAGACAGUCAAUGUACAUGUGAAAGGUAAUGCCUUGUUCUUCUCUGUAGGUGAACCUGGUGUAAAGGGGGAUACAGGUAUUAAGGGAGAAAAUGGAGUUGGAAUCCCAGGAACUCCAGGCAAGCCAGGCCCUCAAGGUAACACCACCCCUCCCCCCAUUCUUAUCUCGCCUAAGACCUGAAGAUUUGAGCUCCUCAAGUUUAUACGAAGGCUUUAUCUCAGCGGGCUAACACAGUCUGGUGUCGCUCAAGAGACCUGGGUUCAAACUCAGUCGGUCACACAUUGACAUGAGGGGAUAUUGUUCAGUACCUGUUUCUGUUAUUUCCCUCAUCCUUUGUCUCUCUCUCAGGUGCAGCUGGCAUCCCAGGCAUCGGGAAGGACGGUAAAGAUGGAGCUCCCGGUAAAGACGGUGUUAACGGUAGCCCAGGUGCCUCUGGUCCCAGGGGAGCUACAGGAGCCCCAGGCUAUUGUGACCCCUCAAACUGUAUAGGCAGGCCCCCACCUCUCUACCUGAUGAGUGGGGGGAAGAAAUCCUCCAGCUACAGCAAGGGGCCGUGAGGAACACAAACAGAAGCUCGGAACACAUUCCGGAACACAUUCCAUCUCUAGCAGCAGCAAGAGAGACAUGAGGUACCCAGUCUCCAUCAUCACACCAGAAAACCAAAGAGAAACACAAUGGGAAACAGAGACAAGGCAAAUGUAAUUUAGAAUACUGUAUAGAUAUUUUUCUAACUUUUCAUCUUUUUGACUGAUGCAUCAUUUUCUUGUAGAGCGAGCUUAUCUGAUGUUGUGCUUUCUAAGACAGCUGCUAUUGAUUUUAAGCUAGCCUUUCAACUGGCGAGUGGCCCAUCAUGGCUCAAGUGAUGUCCCAAAGACAAAUACAAACUACACAAACUUCUAAAAUGAACAUAUUGUUCAAUUCAUGCUGUUCAAUUCAUACCCACAGCUUCAAGCUUACUCUCUCACUCUCAGACGUACUGUAUGUUGGGCAGACAAACAGGGCACUAUGUUGGUUUUCAAGUAAUACAAAGGUAAAUACUGUGCCGUUUUCUUCUAUGCAUGUACUGUUUAAUUCCUUGUUUAAAUAAAGUCAUCAAAAACGUCCUCUCCAGCACCAUGUACAGUACGAAGCUUUUCACAAAUAACAAAACCGCAAACUGUGCUUUGGAAUCAUUCAUUUUCAAUGUUGAUCAAUAAACAAUAACAGAAAAAGUCAUAGACCGUCACGAGCCAUAGACCGAUAUUGGUAGUUCAUGUUUUCAUUCAGUCACUUGAUCAUAGGAUAAUCUAUGGUUGUACAGUACAAGUACACGUUUUCCCCUGUUUUGUUUUCUAACAAUGUAAUAAACUGAUUCGUUUGGGAAAGAUUUC